Molecule: messenger RNA, 1643 nt
Organism: Quercus lobata
Lineage: Eukaryota; Viridiplantae; Streptophyta; Magnoliopsida; Fagales; Fagaceae
Exons: 4
Coding region: 902-1405 (167 amino acids)
Source: RefSeq, a predicted model, not a curated record
CACUCCAAGCCGUGUAAAGUCUUUCCUUGGCUACAACUGCAACUCAAGAGCAAACAGCAGCCAUUUAUUAUCUCCUGACUUUUCUACACCACCCCAUGCCCUCUCUCUAUCUACCUCUAUGCCAUACCCAAAUCUUCCAAAAACUAUAAGAUUUACAUAUAUACAUCACACAUGUAUAUGUAUAUAUUUACACACAAGAUGUACAACCAGACCCUCUUCUUUGUCUCUAAGAAUGGUCCAGGUCCAGCUAGCUGGACCUGGACCAAGUUUUGUAGAGAAGGAAAAUAAAAAUAAAAACCAAAAAAAAAAAAAAAUUAUGGAAUUGGAAGGAUAGGGAGGAAAGAAAGACAGAGAGAUAUGUCUCCUAUUAUCCUCCAACCACAGCUCUCUCCCAAACACAUAAUCCACUUCCCACAAAUGCCCUUUCUGCAUAUCCCAUCUUCAUCACUCGUUCCUUCCACUCUAUCUCCAACCUUCAUGGGCCUUUUCGGUUUCUUACAUUCAUGGACUCCACACAGAGACCCAAUUCAAGAUUCUCAGUAUCCCAUCUUUCCAUAAUUACCUUUUGUUAUUAUUACUACCGCUCUCUUUUUUCUCUCUCUAUAAUCUCAUACCUUAUUUUCCAACUCCAAUUGGGUCUCUGUUUUUUUCUUUGCUUAAUCUCCAAGUUUUUUUUUUGUACUUGUGGUUUCAGAGAACAAGUUGAGAAGGGUUUUAAUGGGUUCUCAUCAAUUUUCUGCCUCCUCCUCUAUCUCUCUCUAAAAAACGUAGGUUUCAUCUUUUAGAGUUGUGGCUAAAGAUUCAAUUUUGGAGUUGGAGGUGAAAAGGGUUUUGAAUUUUUGUCAUUAUAUGUAACAUAAGACUAAGUUUUGAUGUUGAAGAGGCAAUUUUGAAGACUAAGAUGAAAAGGGUCUCCAUGGAUUCUCAUCAAUCUCGUCCUAUUGAUGGUGGGAGGGUUAAGGUUAAAUAUCAAAAUUUAUUGCAAGAUUACUUGGAAUUGCAAAAGGAAUUUGUUUCAAAGAAGAAAAAAGCGCAGACUGUAAAGCUAUACAGAGAGAACCUUUUGGCUGAAGUCCAAUUUUUGAGACAAAGGCACAGACAUUUAUUGAAGUUACAAUCGCCCAAAGGCAAAGCAGAAUUUGUACAACAACAGAACUCAGAUAUAGGCACUCAAUUGCUUGCAAAUGAGAUUGACAACAAUGUCAAUGAAGCUGUUCUAAAACAUCCAUCUCCAGUUCUGGCUAUGACGCCUAUUUCGAAUGAUGAACAGGAACUGAAAAGGAAAGAAGACAUUGUUUGGGAACCACUGAGAGUAGGGAAGAAGCCUAAGAAUUGCAUGAUCAAUGACAAAAGAGUUGGGAAGAAGAAAAUCUCAUUGCAAGAUCAGGUUGCUCUGAAGGUUUAAAUUUCAUAUAUUCAGCUCUGUUGUGAGGAGAUAAAGAGUUUAUAAUUUAUUGUCAAUGUGAUAAAAAAUUAUUAUUUAAUCUCUUUUACAUAUAGGUCUCCUUUCAUUCCCUUAAAUUCUAUGUGAACUGUAGAGUAUAUUUGAUAAUUGCCCAUGUAGUUGGGAUUAAGACCGAAAGUAUAGAUGAAAACUGUGGAACACCCUUUGAUAAGAUCAAUAUAAUUGUCUUUAUUUCCAA